Molecule: messenger RNA, 3768 nt
Organism: Besnoitia besnoiti
Lineage: Eukaryota; Apicomplexa; Conoidasida; Eucoccidiorida; Sarcocystidae
Product: trehalose-phosphatase
Exons: 19
Coding region: 1-3768 (1255 amino acids)
Biological process (GO): trehalose biosynthetic process
Cellular component (GO): cytosol
Molecular function (GO): catalytic activity; starch binding
Source: RefSeq, a predicted model, not a curated record
AUGAGUUCAUUUGACAGUUCCAGUGUGCUCCCUGCGCGGCCCGUCCGCAGUAUUUGCAGCCCCAGAUUUUAUGCAUACAAAUGCUGUACACAAGGGUUUUUUUUCCGUGCACUCGUCCGGACUGACUUCGGUGAAAGAGUCGCCGUCGUCGGGUCGUCUCCGGCUCUAGGGAACUGGCAGGCGAAUCACUGCCAUGAACUUACCACCAACGAAGAUGUCUUCCCUUCGUGGUUCUCCAAAGAGCCCGUUUACCUGCCGCUGAAGAAACCCGUCUCGUACAAAUAUGUCAUUCUCGACGAGCGAGGCGACAUUGUGCGGUGGGAAGAGUGCGAAGGCAACCGCGAGCUGGUUCCUACGGGCGUGGAGAUGACAGUUGAGGACGAUGACGGCCUCUUCAGAGAGCAGAUGACUACCAGAGGGGAUCAUGGAGUCGAAGGCGACGACGAUGUGUCGGUGACGGCGAUAGACAAGGAGGAGACAGAGGCGCGCAACCGGGUGCUGGCGAUCCAGGAGGAGGAGCCGCAGAUCGACGAGAACGACACCCUCGUCGUCUGCGCGUUGGACUUGCCGCUGCGGGUAGUCCGCGUGUCUAGUUCCUCGCCCUCCGCCUCAGGCGUCCCUUGCGUGGCGGGGCCGUGUGCAGGGGGAGGCGGUGGCGCGCGGGCGGCGUCGCUGCCUGGGGCGUCUGGCGGGGGCCGGAAGCGCGCAGACGACGGGGAGCACGCGUCCGCGUCCGCGUGCGCGGCCGGCGGCGCUCGUGACUCGGAGCGGGAUGCGUCGCCGGCGCUGGUGGCGGCUGGUGCGCCGCUGUUCACGUGUGGGGAGCAUCCGCUGCGGAGCAGCCGGGGGACCUUCGAGGUUCGCGCGAGUAAGAGCGCGUUGCUGCCCUCGCUGUACACGCUGCGGAAGAAGACGCGGCUGCCGGUCCGUUUCAUUGGAUGGCCGGGAGUCGACGUGGAGGACGAGCUGGAGCAGGAGGAGUUGACUGAGUUUCUGCGCGCGUACGACUGCGUGCCGAUCUUCCCUGAGAAGCGCGAGUUCCACAGAUACCUGACUUUCUGUCACGGCUUUCUCUGGCCGCUCUUCCACAACGUCGUCAUUCUCGACUCCAAGACGCAACUCCCAUUCGACUCCGACCUCUGGGCCUGCUACCAGGCCCUCAACAGACUCUGGGCAGACGCCGUUGUGCGCCACGCCCACGAGUCGGACAUGAUCUGGGUCCACGACUACCACCUCCUCCUCGCCCCCAUGCACAUCACGCGCAAAGUCCGCAAGGCCAACGUCGGCUUCUUCCUCCACAUCCCCUUCCCCUCCUCUGAGGUCUUCAGAUGCUUGCCCUGCCGAGAGGACAUUCUUCGGGGGAUGCUGUGCGCGGACCUGAUUGGUUUCCACCUGUUUGAGUACGCGCGCCACUUUCUGGUCGCGUGCAAGCGGCUGCUCGGACUGGAACACCACUUUUGUCGAGGCGGCAUCCUCAGCAUCGAAUACGGUGGCAGGAACGUCUCAGUCCGCAUCGGUCACGUCCACAUCCAAUACGCAGACAUCCGCGAACGCAUCGAAGCCAGCCCCACAGUCCAGCAAAUGGCGAGAGCGAUUCGACAACGAUACGUGGGGAAGUUCAUUUUUGUCUCCGUCGACCGCUGCGAGAAGCUCGCCGGUUUGCUUCUGAAGGUUCGCGCCUUCCAGAAGUUCCUCACGACCUACUCCUACGCGCGAGGGAACACGGUACUCAUUCAGUACGCCUAUCCGACGAUGAACUGGUCUGAAGACUCCGACGAAAUGGCGAAGGAGCUAGCCGAACUAGUGGAGAGAGUCAACGCACAGUUUGCGCCGCCCGGGGACUCGGGCUUCAGGCACAUCGAGCUGCACAUUCAGUCGGUCGCUUGGGAGGAGAAGUGCGCGGUGUUCAUUGCGGGUGACUGCUUUCUCGACACCUCGAUCCGCGACGGCCUGAACUUGAACCCCUUCGAGUACAUCUGCUGCCACCGAGACAACGUGACCGGCGUCAUCCUCUCCGAGUUCACCGGCUGCAGCCGCGCGCUCGCCAGCGCGAUCCGCGUGAACCCCUGGAAGGUGGAGGCGGUGGCGGACGCGAUGGACCGCACCAUCAACAUGUCGGUGGAAGAACAGCGCGACCGCUUCAUGCGCGACCAGGACUACCUGACGCACAACAGCACGCAGAAGUGGGCGGAGGAGAAUAUCCUCGACUUGCGCCGAGCGCGGAAACCCGACGACUUUGUCUACGUCUCUUGGGGCCUUGGCAACACCUUCCGCGUCCUGGGCAUGGACUCGAACUUCAGGUUCCUCGACACGACGCAAGUGAUUCGCGGCUACCGCACUUCCAAGCACCGCAUUUUCUUUUUCGACUGCGAAGGAACGCUCGCGCCAGACCGUCGACGCAUCACCUUCGUGCCUGGCGGCGAGAAUCUCUUUGCACAGGGCAGGCCGCCUUCGCGGCAAGUCAAGGAGUGCCUCCAGGCGCUGGUCGACGACCCGCGAAACACCGUUGUGAUUCUUUCUGGCAGAGACAGGCACCUCUUGGAGGAAUGGUUCGCCUCUGUGAAGGGCAUUGGCCUGUGCGCUGAGCACGGCUUUUAUUAUCGAGUCCCUGGAAUCACAGGAGAUCAGUGGCACUGCAUGUCGCGCCAGCGGGACUUCACCUGGAAGCAGGUCGCGAUCGAGCUCAUGCUCCAGUACGUGAAGCGCACUCAGGGCUCCUUCAUCGAAAACAAGGGAAGCGCUCUUGUUUUCCAGUACCGAGACGCCGACCCUGACUUCGGUAGCAUGCAAGCGAAGGAUCUAUCUAAUUACUUGGGGGAGUUGCUUUUCGGCUACCCAGUCUCCGUGAUGAGUGGGAAAGGAUACGUGGAGGUGAAGCUUCGCGGGGUGAAUAAAGGCCACGCCGUGGAGAAGGUACUACGGAAGCUCAGCAACUUGCAUGGCGACAUCGACUUUGUCCUCUGCGUUGGCGACGACAGGAGCGACGAAGACAUGUUCGCCGUCAUCAACGCGAUGACCGAAGACGGCUACCAGCUCUGCGUGCCGGAGGGUAGCGGCGCGGGGGGCAGCGGGCUCUACCGCCACCCCCUUUCCAAGGACCGCAUUCAUCGGCGCAACUCAGUUUCGUCGGAUGAGAACCGCGCGGACGCGGCGGCGCCGAGCAGCGGCGAGCCGCGCGUCCAGCGCGUCGAGUCUUCGCCGUCCGAGCACCGCGGCAGCUCCGGCGGGCUGGCCUCCACGUCCUCCAGCAUGAACCUCGCAGCAACCGCGAGUGGAAAGAAAGUCGGGACUCAUUUCUUCACAUGCACAGUUGGAAAGAAGCCGUCGAACGCUCGGUACUACCUCAACGACACCGACGACGUGUCUGACUUGCUUGACUCCCUCCGGCAGUGUACGGAAAAGGAGACGCAGGAGAAGCGCAACACGUCCAGGGACGCGAGUGGCGCGGCGCCGGUGGUCGCCGCGGCCGCGGUCGCGGGGUCCCUCGCAGGCAACGCGGCGGUGCAACUCCGGAAGGGCGACAGCUCAGGGAACUUCGCCGCGAUGUGGCUGCAGGGGCCGCUGGGCAGCGGGACUCUACCCCCGAGACGCAGCGACCGCGGCAGCUUCGGCAGCUUCCCCGUCGGGCUCGGCGUGGACCCGUUCGCCGCGGCAGGGCCCUUUGGGGCGCCCGCGCCGCCGCCGCGAGCCGCGCCGCGUCAAGGCCCUGCCCAGGCUGCGUGGGCUGCAGGCGGGAAGGGAGAGUCGCGGCCGCCGGCGGGGGUGUGA